Messenger RNA from Heterobasidion irregulare TC 32-1, 933 nucleotides. RefSeq lists its product as uncharacterized. The record is from RefSeq and is a predicted model, not a curated record. The transcript is spliced from 4 exons. Lineage: Eukaryota; Fungi; Basidiomycota; Agaricomycetes; Russulales; Bondarzewiaceae. The annotation marks the transcript as partial.
GCGAUCUGGCACCCGAGCAUGUACGGCUUCAACGUCACCGACAAGACCUUCCCCUACGACAACCGCCCCGUUGCGCCUCUCAUCAACAUGAACUUCUCUCAGUGGUGGUUCCACGGCCACCUCGACUUCCCUCCCCACCCCGGCGAUGUCUUUGCCCUCCCCGCGGGCAAGAACGUGACCACCGAGAUCGGGUGCAACAAGGGCGCCACCUCCUUCUUCGCCUCCUCCGAAGGCGGCGACAUCCGGAACGGCGACGACCCCUGCCCCGGGAGCCCGUCCUCCGAAUACCACACGACGGGCAUCGACGACGUCAAGGGGUGCGCCCUGGCCAUCGCGUACAAGGACGACGCGCGCGAUGUGCAGCCGGAGGACUUCACCGUGUUCAGCGUGAACCAGACGUGCGUCUGGACCCGCUUCACGGAUUUCUCGGUCCCGCAGCGCAUGCCACCGUGCCCCGCCGGCGGCUGCACCUGCGCCUGGUUCUGGAUACACUCGCCCGACAGCGGAGGUGAACAGAACUACAUGAAUGGCUUCCGCUGCAACAUCACCAACUCCGUAUCCGAUGUCCCCCUCGCGAAGCCCCAGGUCCCACGUCGGUGCGGCGCCGACCCAUCGUUCGCCAAAUCCCUCCCCGUUCCCGGGAACUGCACCUUUGGCGCCAAACAGCCUUUCUACUGGUUCCAGAAUGACACCAACAACAUGUUCGAGGGCACGUACGCCCCGCCGUUCUACACCGACCUCUACAACUUCCUCGACGGGCCCCAGGACGACAUCUUCGCAGACUCGUACGCCACGCUCCCGCCGCCGAACGCGAACCAGACCCGCCUCCCCGUCCUGCAGAACGUCGUCCCCGGCCAGCGCCUCCCCAUCCCGAACGCGUCGCUGCUGCCGUCACUCUCCCUCCCGCCGCUGCUCCCCACGGGCAGCGCCGUC